AAACGAGGCUUGGGCUCCAAGUAAACCAUUUAAUAGCUCGAUUCUUCUUGGAUUUUGUGCAUCAGAUUACGAGUAGAGGAGAAGACAAUUUCCCUUACGAAAGGAAGAAGAACAGCUAGAUCGCGGGACCGAAUCUCUCUUCACACGCGGACGGCUAUGUGAAUCUGGGAGAGACGGCUUGGCUUGAUUUGGGCUUUGAUUAGGUUGUGGGUUCGAGUCGGAGAGAAGGGUCGGCAUGGAUGGAUCACAGCAGCAGAACAACAGCGGGGGCAAUGCGCCGCCCCCAUUUCUGACCAAGACAUAUGAUAUGGUGGACGACACCUCCACUGAUUCGAUAGUCUCGUGGAGCCCCACAAAUAACAGUUUCAUUGUCUGGAAUCCGCCUGAAUUCGCACGCGACUUGCUGCCCAAGUAUUUCAAGCACAAUAAUUUCUCUAGCUUCGUCAGGCAGCUCAAUACAUACGGCUUUAGGAAAGUCGAUCCAGAUCAGUGGGAAUUUGCAAAUGAAGAUUUUCUUAGGGGUCAGAGAAAUUUGCUUAAAAACAUUCACAGACGGAAGCCCAUGCACAGUCAUUCUCCACAGCAGCAACAAGUGGUAGAUGCUACAAGAUAUGAACUAGAAGAGGAAAUUCAGACCCUCAAACGGGAGAAGAAUAUGCUUAUGAUGGAACUAGUGAGACUUAGGCAGCAACAGCAAGGUACUGAGAUGCAGAUGCAGACCUUGGAGGAGCGUUUGCAAGUUAUGGAACACAGACAACAUCAGAUGGUGGCAUUUUUGGCUAAAGCUAUGCAGAAGCCAGACUUUGUGACACAGCUUGUGCAUCAGAGUGAAAACAAUAAACUGCUUGAAGCAGCUAACAAGAAAAGAAGAUUACCCAAAAAUGAGGGCUCUUCAGAGGUGGGAGAAAGUGGGAUGUCAAACAACCAGAUUGUAAGAUACCAACCUUCUUCAGGAGAUGAUUGCAGUCCAAUUGCAAUCAAGGUCUUAAAUACAGAGCCAUUCAAUAAGAUGGAAUCAUCCUUAGAUUCAUUGGAGACUUUUUUGACUGAUGUCGGUAGGGCAUCUGGUGAACCAGUGGAUAGUGGAAGUCCAGUAGGUCAAUCCUCUACAGUAUGUCUUACAGAGAUACAUGAUCCAGCAGAGAUGUUAGAUGUAUGUAUCUCAUCAGGACAUAUUCAAGCAUCUUCUGCAUUAUCAGGGCAGCAUUCCAGUCCUCCACAGUUGGCAGAAUCCACUGAUUGUGAAAUUCGUUGUCAGACGAGUUUGGGUCUGUCUCUUCCUCAGUGUGAAAUAUCUAGAGGUAUGGAGAGUAUUGGUCAAAGUCCGCUUCCACAGUAUGAAAUUUCUAGAGGUAUGGAGACUUUUGGUCAAAGUCCUCUUCCACAGUGUGAAAUUUCUAGAGGCAUGGAGACUACUAAUCAAAUCAGCAAACAUGAUGGAGAGGCUUAUAUAGCACCUAAGACCUGUGGCAUAGAUGUUAAUGCAGAUCCAUCAGCCAUGGACAUAGGAGAUAAUGAUGGGACUGUCAGUAAAGAUACAGCUAGUGUUAAGGCCACUCCUAGAGUCAAUGAUGUAUUUUGGGAACAAUUCCUUACAGAAAGCCCAGGUUCAGUGGAUCCUGAAGAGGCCGAGUCAAAAAUGCAAGAGAGAAAUAGAAAGGGUCUUGAUGAAAGAAUGCCUGAAAAUGGCAAGUGUUGGAACAAUGAUCAAUCUUUGGACCGGUUAACAGAACAAAUGGGGAUGCUGGCACCUGCAACAAAAACUUGAGAUGGAUAUUUAAGAUGCUAGGGCAGGUUGAUGUACUAUUGUUAGUUUACUUGUUCUGGUUGGCAAUAAGUAUAUUUUAUGUAUUUCCAUGUGAAUUGCUCAUGAUGUAUAGUUUUUCGAGCUUCUUCUCCAGUGCUGCUGCUAAAUUGUUCAAUGUAUACAUUAUAAUUAUAAAUGCACAUUCUAAAUUCAUUUGCCACAGUUUUACUUA
Cryptomeria japonica (Japanese cedar) is the source of this 1979-nucleotide messenger RNA. RefSeq names its product heat stress transcription factor A-1. Bases 236 to 1768 code for a protein of 510 amino acids. Gene Ontology annotation, cellular component: nucleus. Gene Ontology annotation, biological process: regulation of transcription by RNA polymerase II. Gene Ontology annotation, molecular function: RNA polymerase II cis-regulatory region sequence-specific DNA binding; DNA-binding transcription factor activity. The record is from RefSeq and is a predicted model, not a curated record. NCBI's taxonomy places the organism in Eukaryota, Viridiplantae, Streptophyta, Pinopsida, Cupressales, Cupressaceae. The transcript has 2 exons.